Molecule: messenger RNA, 5921 nt
Organism: Spinacia oleracea (spinach)
Lineage: Eukaryota; Viridiplantae; Streptophyta; Magnoliopsida; Caryophyllales; Amaranthaceae
Exons: 5
Coding region: 566-5287 (1573 amino acids)
Cellular component (GO): nucleus
Molecular function (GO): chromatin binding
Source: RefSeq, a predicted model, not a curated record
AAAUCCAGUUUUGUAAAAUUUGGGGGUUUUAAUUUUUGUCGAUUUUCUCUCUCCUCGAAUUUGAUUUUCUCUCUCCUCAAUUUCUGGGUAGAUCGGCGAUAUUCUCUCCCAUCGAUUUUCUCUCUAUACACUCGGGGUUUUCUCUGUCUAUCUGUAUCUCUCUCUUGUUUUUGGAUCUGGAGAUUUUCAGCCAGCUUCAAUCGGAUCGAUUUAUUAGGGUUUUUGCUAUUUAUAUAUUUAUAUAAAUAUAAAGUUGGGAGUUUAUUGCAAACCCUAGUCCAGCGAUAAUUUUGGGGGAAACAACCAAGAGAAAAGCUAACUUUGAUUAUUUUCUGGGGAAGAUAAGAUCGAAUUUGAAAAUCGGAAUCUGGAGGUGUUACUGAGAGGUUUGCAGGUAUCGAAAUUGGUUAGAAGUUAGGGUUUAAAUUGAUGUUAGAGAUUGUGGAACUGGAGCUGAUUUUGGGGGUUUAUGUAAGUUGAAUUUGUGUGAAUUAGGGUUUUUGUUGGAGAAAUUAGGGUUGGAAUUGAUGUUGGAAGCGGAAGAAGGGGAAAAUGCAAGGGUAUUAUGCAUGGACGGGAAAAUAGCAAAUUGAGUCGGCACAUGUGGACAGUCUCUCCGACGACGAAGACUGUAGUAGGUGUUAUUGAUUCAAAUGGUUCUUCAGCUUCUUGUUUAUUGAAGGACGGUCGUAAGAUUAGUGUUGGUGACUGUGCCCUUUUUAAGCCAGCCGAAGACUCUCCACCUUUUGUAGGUAUAAUUCGUUGUUGGUCAUCUGAAAGAGAAAGUAAUUUAACGCUCCGUGUGAAUUGGCUUUAUCGACCUGCUGAAGUUAAACUUUUGAAAGGCGUUGCGCUUGAAGCUGCGCCGAACGAAGUUUUCUACUCAUUCCACAGUGAUGAGAUUCCUGCUGCAUCAUUACUUCACCCGUGUAAAGUUGCAUUUUUGCCUAAAGGUGUUGAACUUCCACCAGGGGUUUCUUCUUUUGUGUGUCGGCGAGUUUAUGAUAUUACAAACAAGUGUCUGUGGUGGCUGACUGAUCAGGAUUAUAUUGAUGGUCGGCAGGAAGAAGUAUAUCAACUCUUGCAUAAAACACGUAUAGAAAUGCAUGUAUCGGUAGAACAGCAAGGUCCUCGUUCUCCGAGACCAGUGAAUGGUUCAGCAGCAACAUCUCCAUUGAAACAUAGUCCGGAUAGUGUGCAGAAUAGCAGCUCUAACUUCUCUUCUCAUAAAAAGGGGAAGAAGAGAGAACGAGGUGAUCAAUCUUUUGAUGGCAUUAAACGAGAACGAUCCUCGAGACCAGAUGAUGGAGACUCUGGUCAGUUGAGAUCAGAAAGCAUGUUGAACUCAGAAAUUGCUAAAUUUUCUGAGAAAGGGGGACUUUUUGAUUCUGAAGCUGUAGUAAGGCUGGUGCGACUCAUGCAGCCGGAGAAAUGUGAGAAAAAGAUGGACUUGGCAGGGAGAUCCAUGCUCGCUAGUAUUAUUGCUGCUACUGAUAAGCUUGAUUGUCUUAAUCAGUUUGUUCAGCUUAGAGGCUUGCAUGUAUUAAAUGAAUGGCUCCAGGAAGUUCACAAGGGUAAAUUUGGUGAUUCAGGAAAUCUAAAACACAGUGAAAAGUCUGUGGAUGAUUUCCUCUUGGUUUUACUUCGUGCACUUGAUAAGGUUCCUGUGAACCUUAAUGCUUUACAGAUGUGUAACAUUGGCAAAUCUGUUAAUCAUUUACGGUCGCACAAAAACUCUGAAAUUCAGAAGAAAGCGAGGAGUUUGGUUGACACAUGGAAGAAACGCGUGGAAGCUGAAAUGAACGUCAAUGAAGUGAAACCUGGUUCAAGUCAGUCUGUUCCGUGGUCAGGUAGAUCACAGCAUGACCAUUCUCAUGGUGGUAAUAGGAACCCUAGUGGAUCCGAUGCGGCGAUUAGGAGUUCUGUCACGCAUCACUCUGCCUUGAAAUCUGCUUCAGUGAAAUUUGUUCAAGGGGAUUCUACUUCCAAACCUCCAUCUUCACAUCCUGGGGGUGUACGAUCGACAUUGUCUCCUACUUCAGCUAUUGAUAACCAUAAGGAUGGACAGUCCAGGAUAAAUGCUAAUGGUGGAAAUUCUGAGCCUCAGCCAGGGACAAGGGAAGAAAAAAGCAGCAGUUCUAGCCAAUCCCAUACAAACAGUCAGUGUUCUAGCGACCCUGCUAAAAUUAUGGUUAUGUGUGGAAAAGAAGACACUAGGGGGUCUACGUCUGGGUCUAAGAGUUUGAAUAAAGCUGUAGGCAGUAGUUCCAAGCACCGUAAGCAAGCUAAUAGUCCUUCAAGUCUUCACAGAGAAACUGCAUUAAAUAAAAGCUCAUCCAUGGCCAGAAAUUCCGCUGUAGAGAAGGUAUCGCAUAGCGCUAUUGAUGCUUAUGUUCCAGAAAGCAACAAUCAUAAACUUAUUGUCAAGAUCCCCAACCGAGGCCGAGGUCCUGCGCAAAGCAAUACUGGAGGCUCUUUGGAGGAUUCUUCCUGCAAAAAUAGUAGAGCUUCUUCUCCUGAACUUUCAGAAAAGCACGAUCAGUCAGAUACCUCUGCGAGGGGUAAUAAACACGAUUGUCACCAAUUUCAUGAGCCCGAUGGAUCUUUAAGUUCCGCACACCAACGAACCAGUGAUAUGAGAAGAUUGCCAAAUGGCUCAAAGAUUCCUUGCUCACCCUCCAGCAAUGAAAUUAAGUCAAGUAAAGUGCAUGAUUCUUCUUUCAGCUCUAUGAAUGCGUUAAUUGAAAGCUGUGCUAAGUUGUCUGAAGCUAACGCUCCAAUGUUAGCUGGGGAUGAUGUUGGAAUGAAUCUGCUUGCCAGUGUAGCUGCUGGAGAAAUACCUAAGACUGGUAUUGUCUCACCUGCUGCCUCUCCGAACAGAAACACCAAAAUGGCCGAAAACUCCAGUAGCAGUCAUGUUGGAAAUCCAAAACAGCUGCAUGGUGAUGAUGUUGUUCAACAAGGUCAUUCAACCAUGGAUGUUAGCUCUGACCAUCAUAUUAAUGCUGCAGGUGUUCUAAAAGCCAGCGGAGAAAUCAGCAAACUGGGUGGUGUUAAAAAUGAGAAUUUACAUCGGAAUGCGGAAGGCUGCCUGAAGAACAAUGGGAUAUUGGAGGAAAAACGUGGUACUGUUUCUUCUCCUGCCGCUGUUGCUUGCACUACAGGAAGGAGUAUGGGUGAUCUUGGUGUUGAAACUACAAACAGAAAAAUUGAAGAUAAGGUUAAGGUUGUGAAUGAGCUUCCAGUUGCAAGUCAGGGACUUGUUCCCUUGGAAGUUGAAGAUAAGGUUAAGGUUGUGAAUGAUGACUUCGAGCAAAAAGCUCUCAAAGAUACUGCACUAUGUCCUCAUGACGAUGAACACAGAAAGGUUGGUCAAGGGAUUCAAAGCAACAUCACAUUUGAGCAAAAAUCAUUUGCUGUAACCAUGAAAUUUGAUUCCACGGAUACCAAUGAGAAGCCAGUGAUGACCUCUUCUGUUACGAGUCACCACUCUGCUGCAGUAUUAAAUGACGUCAAAUCUGAAAAACCCGAAGGUGUUGCUGUCUGUGGCCUUGCAUGUCAGGCAGGAAAUAGGAUAUUGGUAAAAGAGAGUGCUCCUUCUUCUGCACCUGUGAAAGAAGGUGAACCUGUUGUGUGUUGUGCUGAUGUAGAUCAGGACAGGAACUGCCAGGAUCAAAAUUCCGAAAAGAAAGAAUCUUCUGUUCACCAGUCUGGCAGUUCUGCUACACAAGUAAGCAGUACUGAUGUUGCUCUGUCGAAAGCAGAAUUACGUCAAAAUGAAGAAGAAAUUAAGUUAACUGCAAGAGAAGACGGGAGUAAAGAGAAUGGAGCCACAACAGAAGAUGUUUCUACGCAACCUGCUUCAGGAGUUCCAGAUGUGGAUACAAAGCUUGGAUUUGAUUUGAAUGAAGGCUUUGAUGAUGAUGAGGGGAAGAAUAGUGAGCCUGCUAACUUUGAUUCUUGUCCUUGUCCAGAUAUUGUUUGUUCAGUGAGCCCCUUGCAAAUCCCUGUAUCCUCUGCAUCAUGUGGUCCUCCAUCAUCAGUUACAGUGGCUGCUGCAGCUAAGGGCCCCUUCGUUCCUCCUGAUGACUUGCUUUGGAAUAAACGGGAACUUGGAUGGAAAGGUUCAGCAGCCACAAGUGCAUUCCGUCCAGCUGAGCCCAGAAAAUCCCUUGUUCCUGAUGCCCCUGCUUACAGACCAGCUCGGUUUCCUUUGGAUAUUGACCUUAAUGUAGCAGACGAAAGUUCUCUCCAGGAGUUCAAUGUUAGGAAUACUCCUGUAUGUGAACUUAUGACUACUGCAUCAUUGCGUAACUCUGGAGGACUUAACCUUGAUCUUAAUAAAGUUGAUGAAGAUUCAGACAUGACCCAAGUGGGACGAUACAUGGCUAGCAACAUUCAGAGAUUUGAAGUCUCGACUCAGCAUGCAAAACCAUCGACAUCCAGUGUGUAUUCUAAUGGUGCAGGAAGUGGUAAGAGGGAUUUUGAUUUGAAUGACGGGCCUGCGACCGAGGAAUUACCUUUUGAACAAAUUCCAACUCGUCAAUUUAACAGUGGGAACUUGCCUUUCCAACCCCCUUUUGGGCCUAGAAUAAAUACCUCGGAUACUGGGAACUGCUUUUCUUGGUAUCCUCCCGGAGCCAGUUACUCAGUAAGUAUGACACCAUCAGUUUUACCUGAUAGAGAAGCUUGUUCAAUUGUUGGGAUAGGUGGUGGUCAUCAGCGUGUUGUGGGUGGUCCGACCAAAGCUUUGUCAUUUAAUCCCGAUUCCUACAAUGGAUCAGUAUUAUCAUCUUCUCCUGCUUUGCCUUUUCACCCGUCCUCUUUUCAAUAUCCAGUCUUGCCAUUUGGGACCAGUUUUUCUCUCCCUACUUCUGCUUUGUCCGGUGGGUCAUCAGGAUUCAUGGACCCAACUGCUGGUGGGCGGAUUUCUGCCAUCCCUUCUCAGUUGGUUGGAAAUCCAGCAGCAGUUUCCUUUCAGUAUCCCCAUGCAUAUGUUGUUUCUCACCCUUUUCCAGAUGCUGGUAAUAACAGUGUAAUUGGGAGUAAUCAUAAAUGGGGAAAACAAGGUCUAGAUCUUAAUUCUGGCCCAGGAGUUUUGGACGUGGAACGAAGAGAUGAGUCACUGCCAAUUGUUUCUAGGCAGGGCUCCAGCAUUAAUUCACACUCCCUUGCAGACGAGCAAGCAAGGAUGUAUAGUAUGGGAGGCGGCAAUAUGAAAAGGAAGGAGCCUGAGGGAGGAUGGAAUAUAGAUAAGCUUAACUUCAAGCACUCGUCAUGGCGAUAGAAUGACAUGAUGUUACCCUAUAGUGACCCUUGAAAAAUGGAAGUUGGUUUAGCUAUUUUGUAGAAGAUGGACCCAGGCUAACUACCAAGAAGUCAUCAUCUAACUCUCUGUCAUAAAAAGGAUGGGUGAUGUGUUCUUCUAUCGACUAUCGAGUAGUGAUGAAGCUCAUGUGUAGUUGCAGGAGUCUGGCCAGUAACAGCUAUAGAUAAUGCAUUUUCUUUUAUUGUAAUGCCCGUGUACAUGGACAUGGGAUGGAGGUGCGAUGUUGACAGUUGACACCUUGUAGGCUAGGCAAGGGCUUCAUUUAGUCUAGUUUGACAUCUCUUGCUCAAAUACAUGAAGACCACUCCCCUCCCUCCCUUUCCCUUUCCCUUUCCCUUUCCCUUUCCCUCCUCUCCCUGCAGUAUAGUAUGUUAGUAACUGAUGCACAAGCUUUUUAGUAUCAUGUAGUAAAGUAUGAGAGCACAUUCUCUUAUUGGUGUGUGUGUCUGAUUGUAAUGAAGAUAGUUAAACAGUUAGCUAGUCCAAGUGUUUAGAUGGUGACUCAAAUUAGAGUAUCUAACAGAAGAGUACAGAUCGACCAAGGAAGCACCCGCGUCUACUUGUAUUUAUAAUUUGUUCUCUUCAAAAUCCU